Molecule: messenger RNA, 3109 nt
Organism: Pseudonaja textilis
Lineage: Eukaryota; Metazoa; Chordata; Lepidosauria; Squamata; Elapidae
Gene: RAMP3
Product: receptor activity modifying protein 3
Biological process (GO): cellular response to hormone stimulus; G protein-coupled receptor signaling pathway; calcium ion transport
Cellular component (GO): signaling receptor complex; membrane; cell surface
Molecular function (GO): coreceptor activity
Source: RefSeq, a predicted model, not a curated record
GAGGGUUGGAUUUUGUGCAGACCGAGAUGCUUGGCAGCCCAAGUUCCCGCUCAGGACUUCAUACGGUAGAGCGAAGAUCGGUUCUCCACUAGCGAGAGUGCCGAAUAAAAGAUCUGACAGAGGCUGCUCUGAAAGGGCCUCAUGCGCGUUGCCUUCGCCUCAGACUGCCGGCUGUGUUGCCUCGUGCUGCCGAAAUAUUCGGGAUGGAGCGUCGUGCCUUGCGAUUGGCCCAACUUUUCCUCUUUGUGCUAUGGGCUAAUAGCCUAAUAACAAUUGGAUUAUCAGGUGCACAACAGCAGAUCAUCUGCAAUGAAUCCUUCAUGCUACAGAACUUGCCAGUGUGUGGAAAAUCCUUUGAAGAGAUGAUGCACAAAGUGGAUUCUACAAAAUGGUGCAAUCUUACAGAGUUUAUACUGUAUUACAACAACUUUAUUCUCUGUACAGAACACAAAGUUUCAACAGCAAAGUGCUUUUGGCCUAACCCACUGGCUGAAGGUUUCAUCACUGGAAUCCAUAGACAAUUCUUUACAAACUGUACCUCAGAUAAAGUGCAUUGGGAAGAUCCUCCUGAUAAAAUUCUGGUUCCUUUGAUUUUCAUUCCAAUUCUUCUGACAGUUGCCAUGGUUGGUUUAGUGGUAUGGUGUAGCAAAAGAAGUGAUAUUUUGGUAUAACUCAGCAUUCAUCACCAUGUUUUUCUUUUUUUUAAUUGAGAAUGGAAUAGAAAUAUUAUUUGUACUGUAUAUCUACAUGUACUUGUGUGUAUGUGUAGGUAUACACAGACAGACACAUACAUAUAAAGACAAUUUUGGCAAGCAGAACCUACAUUCUUCUGUAGCUACACAUAUCUAGUAUAAACAUUACUUCUCCAGCAGUAUAGACAUUGUUCUGAACAAAAGUGUGGCUCAUGACCAUAACUCUGUAAUGAAUAGAAACUGAAAACAAUAUCUGAAUCUGCUAUAUACAAUGGAAGUUUGUGGCUUUUAAAUUCAAGAAUGAAUCUCAGCUGUUCAAUAAUUUUUUUAAAGAUGAUACUAUAUGUGAACUGUAGAUUUGAAAUGUAUGCACAUGUAUUCUGAACAAUCAUAUUUAUGGUAGGGGUUGUUUUGGAAUUAAAUGUGAAAAUUAAGAAUAUUUAAGUGUGAACUUUGGGAUUUAAAUAGACUGUCCUUGCCAAAGAUAUAUAGCAUGCAUAUACAUGUGCAGCAAAGUGAAACACUGUGAAUAAUGAAUGAUCAAAGAAUUGUCACGAUUAUUCUGGCUCUUCUACAAAUUAGUAAAGAAACAUGUCCUUGAAUGUUCACAUCCUGGACUGGAAAUCUGCAGAUUGGUCUCUUGAAAGGAUAUAGUUUUCUUUUGCAAAGCUGCAAAGAGAAUGAGAGGAAAUUGGUCAACCAGAAAUCUAUUCAAGUGUUAAAGGAACUGUUACAUUCGUCUCUGUGUUUUUAAACUGGUAAUUUUAAGACAAUUUUCCUUCCUUUUUCCAUAGCCUUUUUAAAUUUCUGAUAUGCUUUAAAUGGUCAGAUUUCAUAGGAAGAAAAUAUGGCAAUCAUUUUAAUACUAACCCAUUUCAGAUUUUGCAUAUUGAAAUAUAAUUUAUAUGUUAGAUGUUUUGAAUUUCCACCCAGAUAUAGAAGAAUUUCCACCCACAUAUAGAAUAAAUUAGUUUAGCAAAUAUCUUAGACGUUUUCAGGAGCUAUACCUCCAGUAAAAUGCACAAGAUAAACAACUUAAAUUCUUAUAGAAAACCUCAGAUUUUCUAAUCCGAAGUCUUCUGUAACAUCAAAAUUAUAUUAUAUAAUAGUGCAAACAUCUUCAAUUAGAAAUAUUUUGUCUUUAUACCUGCAUAAUUAAAUAACACUAGACAGUUUAUCAAUGAUCUGAUAUUCAUCAACAUAUCUACCAUUUUGGGGACCUCUUUUGGAUGUUAUUAGUAUGCCACCUGAUUCUUAUCUUGGUCAUCUAUUACCUGCUAUAUUUAAAAAAUGAGAUAAGAUAGAGAUCACCAAGUGUUCCCGUGUAAUCUAUCUUCAAUGGGGUUUGUAUAUGCUUUUAAAAUAUGCCUUCAGAAAUUUUCUAUCAAUUAGGGAACUUCUUGAAUUAAAAAAAAGAAAUUGAGGCAGGGAACCUAAUCAAACUAUUCAUGUUAUCUAAAAGAUCUAAGAAACUAGAACCACACUGUAAUUUAUUACUUAUAAGUACAGUGUUGAAUCAAACACUAUGGUUUUAUGGAUGGCAUAAAAACAGGAUGUAAAGGAUAUAAAUUUACCAGGUGUGAUACUAUUAUAUAUAAUGUAUAUCUUAUUAAAAUCGCAUUAUUUUGUUAAAAUGUUGAAAAUCUGAACAAAUUUAUACUUGUAAACAUUGUAUUGUUAUAAUGCAACUUUACAUUUAAAAAAAUCAAAUUGAAUUUAUUGUUAAAAUUAAUAUUUCUUAAAAUGAAAAUUUCAUUUAAAUUUUAGCUGUUACUAAAGGAAGAAACAGACAAGGACUAUGACGUUUUUGAAAAUGUAUAUGAUAGAUCAAUGAAUCUAAGGCUAACAAUGGCCAUUCAGAGAUGAUAUAUCUGGCCAGAAGAUAAAUGUAGGAGUCCAUAUCUACCCCAUAGAAAUUUGCUUAUUAUGACAGAACCAAAAUCAGCUUGGCUUUUGAUCUGCUUCUGUGGAGUUUUUAAAUUCUUAAUGCAGGUAUAAAUUGCAUCAUGUUUUUAAUUAUGUUGCAUUGUUUUGUUCUCUAACUUCUGUAAUUAGCAAAAAAUUACUCAUUGAGUGGUAAUAUUGUAAGGAUGGAAAUAGGAAGUUUAAGUGCUUUAUAGUUUCUCUUCCCAUGCUUAUUUCUGAUUCUUAGAAGUGAACAUUCAGAUUUGGGAAAUCCAAUCAGUUACAUAGGGAAGAAACCCUGCUUAUUUACAUUUUUUAUCUUUCUUCUGAAGUUUUCAAGUCAUUCUAAAUCCAUGCAGAAUUAAACAUGAAGAAAGCAGUUUUGAUAUAAUUUCAUAGCUUUAUAAGUUUGUUUUGGACAAAUCCAUCUUAUGUGAGAUAAGCGAUGAAAUAAUAAAUGUUAAUAGGCUAUUUAUGAUUAUAUAAUCUUACUUUCUUAGUUCAAAUCAUAC